AAGGGUGGCACGACGGCGUGCGCAGGCGUGGUGGGUUACUGGUGGGGGGGGUCCACUCCCAGCUGGCCGUCAUGUCGGUGCAGGAGGACCCGGUGCAGCGCGAGAUCCACCAGGACUGGGCCAACCGCGAGUACAUCGAAGUGAUCACCAGCUCCAUCAAGAAGAUCGCCGACUUCCUCAAUUCCUUCGAUAUGUCCUGCCGCUCCCGCCUGGCCACGCUCAAUGAGAAGCUGACGGCGCUGGAGAGGCGCAUCGAAUACAUCGAGGCCCGGGUAACAAAAGGUGAAACGCUGACAUAGGUGUGCUGGAAGCUGGUGGGAAACCAGCAUGGAAAACAAAGUGCAGCUGCAUACAAAGCUGACGAUCAAACAUCAAGUUUCUUCAUUUCUUGAUAUGGAUGAGAGUUAUGCUUGUUUUUGCCCUUUGAGAAGCUGCAUCCCCCAUUUGGAGCCUGUGACUUUGCCUGGGUGAUUCCAGCUGAAACUGCUCAAUUGUACACAAGCAUGUUUAAUUAUGUGGUUUUAUACAAGUAUAUUCAUGCUGUUCAUGCCCUGUUGCCCCCAUUUGCUUGCAAAGCCCUCUUGCUUUGCACCAGCAGAAUCUGUAUGGAACCAAAUCUUAGUUUCUAGGAACACAAUUUCAUUUUUAUUUUUUUAAAGGAUAUAAAGGAAUCAGGAUGUUGGGACUGUGCGUGCUGGGCAGCUCUAGCGGCAGUUUCAGUAUACAUAAUCAGCAGCAUGUGGCUAGCUUGUGUUGCUGGAAGGUAUCAAGUGAACCAUUUUGCUGCAUAUGCCCAAUGGAAUAAAUGUGCAGUGUGUAUGUGGGAAGAGGGGUGGGAAGAAGAUCAUGUGCCAAGGGAGAAAUGGCUCAGUUUUCUAAGUAUUUUGUAUUCUCUGAUGUAACUUGGGGUGUCUUUUCCAUUUGUGUUUCAACAAUAAAACCACCUCUGUUUAA
This is a messenger RNA of Varanus komodoensis (Komodo dragon), 954 nucleotides long. RefSeq names its product BRICK1 subunit of SCAR/WAVE actin nucleating complex (gene BRK1). Gene Ontology annotation, biological process: cell motility; actin filament organization; regulation of actin polymerization or depolymerization. The transcript has 3 exons. Gene Ontology annotation, molecular function: protein-containing complex binding. Lineage: Eukaryota; Metazoa; Chordata; Lepidosauria; Squamata; Varanidae. Gene Ontology annotation, cellular component: SCAR complex. The coding region runs from base 72 to 299 and encodes 75 amino acids. The record is from RefSeq and is a predicted model, not a curated record.